AAGGCUUUGCUAAAAAGAAGGAGUUGCAAGAAGGAAUCAACAGAAAGUCAGGGGCAGCUCUGAAAAGCUUUGACCAGGCUGUUGCAAAGAUGGGGCCCCUGGAAGCAGUAGGUGAGGAAAACCAGACAGAUGAAAUGAAAAUGGAGCUGUUCACUAAGCUGUACUUGACAAGAUACACCACACCACUCAACGAAUUGGCUCUGGACCCUAAACCAGAACUGAAGGACAGCACAACACUUGUUGAAGUACAAAUAAUUCUCAUCUUUGCUUACUGCUCCAUCAUCCUGCUGGGAGUGAUCGGAAACUCCCUUGUGAUCCAUGUGAUCAUCAAAUUCAAAAGCAUGCGCACAGUGACUAACUUCUUCAUUGCCAACCUGGCGGUGGCUGACCUGCUGGUGAACACGCUGUGCCUGCCCUUCACUUUGGUUUAUACACUCCUGGGUGAAUGGAAGCUGGGCCCAGUCUUGUGCCACCUGGUGCCUUAUGCUCAGGCCCUUGCUGUCCAUGUGUCUACUGUCACUUUGACUGUGAUCGCUCUGGAUCGUCACCGCUGCAUCGUCUACCACCUGGAAAGCAAAAUCUCUAAGCGGAUCAGCUUCCUGAUUAUAGGAGUUGCCUGGGCAGUCAGUGCCCUGUUGGCAAGUCCUCUGGCCAUCUUCCGUGAGUACUCGUUGAUUGAGAUAAUUCCUGACUUCAAGAUUGUGGUCUGCUCUGAGAAGUGGCCAGGGGAGGGGCAGCUCAACUAUGGCACCAUCUACAGCAUCUCCAUGCUCCUGAUCCAGUAUGUGCUGCCUCUGGCAGUCAUCUCCUAUGCCUACAUCCGUAUUUGGACCAAGCUCAAGAACCAUGUUAGCCCUGGGGCAGGGAAUGACCACUAUCACCACCGGCGCCGGAAAACCACCAAGAUGCUAGUGUGCGUGGUUGUGGUGUUUGCUGUCAGCUGGUUGCCCUUUCACACCUUCCAGCUGGUCAGUGACAUUGACAGUCAGGUGUUAGACCUGAAAGAGUACAAACUGAUCUACACGGUAUUCCAUGUCAUUGCCAUGUGCUCAACAUUUGCUAACCCCCUUCUCUAUGGCUGGAUGAAUAACAACUACAGGACAGCCUUCCUCACAGCCUUCCAGUGUGAACAGCGGCUGGACUCCAUCCACCCUGAAGUAUCAGCAGCUUUCAAAGCCAGGAAGAAACUAGAAGCAAAGAGGAUUCAAUUCCCUGGGGACUCUUUCACACAACCUACCAAUGUCUAAGAUGUCUGACUUUAAACAAGAAAUGAAUAUGUUGCUGACAAACAGAUGAACCCAUUUUGGUACAUGCAUGUUCAAUGCAUAGUUCUAUUCAUAAAUGGUGAAAGAACAGUAGCAAGAAGGUCAAGGCAGGUAUUAUGAUUUGAGGAGAGUUGAUUGACAUCAAAAAUAUGUAACUAUACAACUGCAAGGAAGUAAAAGGGAGACUUCGUUUAUAGCUGUCUCUAACAGGGUAAAUACCCUUCCACGCCUCCCAUAUCUUCUUGAGAAAUCUAAAUGACAAGUGCUGGGUUUGCUGAUUUUUGCUGAAGGAAGGAAAAUGGCUGAUUGCUUGCACAGGAAUAUUGGUGAUGGGUGUGGGUAGUUUUUUAUAUUCGAUGUGGAGAUCAGGGAGUGCAGAAGCCUGCCAGGAGACUGUCUGGUGGGGGAAUCAGCUCUGCUGGUUAAACCUCAGACUUUUCAGGCUCCUUCUCUCCCACAGGCAUUUUUUUGCAAAGACAAGGGAAUUAAGAAGAGAAAUACGUUACUUCUUUUUAACUUGCGCAAGACUAUUUCAAACCAGAGCAUUUGAAAUAUAUUAGGUUGUGAAAACGGAAGAGAAAAGAAAAACCAAACCCAUCCAAAUACUGGAUUCAGUGAGAGGAAGGGUCAAGUUUCUGUGUGGGUUUUGGCCAAUCAAAUGGGGUAAAAAGUCAUCCCUUAAGAAUUGGCAGUUGUUAUGCUGGUGAGAAAAUCACAAGCCUGUGACUUGAUCAGUCAUUCCCUGCAGAUUCUUGCCUUUCAUUCUGCUCUGGGGACAGCUCAAAAAUGCAGCACUUUAAAGUGGCAUUUGAGGGCAGGGAAUGCAGGCUCAGGUCUUCUGUGAGCACUUCAUAAACUGCUAAUAUUUUCAUUUUCAGGACCUGCUUAAAUGUCUAAUGUGUUAUUAACUCCACAGGCUUUGAAUUGUUGCUGCUUCUGCCUGGAUAAUAAAACAGCAGAUAAUUCUGAUCUUCUGGAAAGGCUUCUAGAUGGUAAAGUGCUUUUCCUUAUUGUGGUUUUUAUGUCACAUACUCAUCUCGUCUCGGUGCUUUUUCCAUCCUUAGCCUUUGUAAAAAUUAACAUCUGAAUGACUGUAACCUAAUAACAGUAUACUAUGUUUAUGUGAUAAAUUAUCAGUUAUUCUGCAUGCUGUAGUUAAUAGUGAAAUUCCUUUUAUACUCAGGUAUAAAAUUUUAAUCUGUUUACUGUGUUGUACACAGCAAUGCUCAACUCUUCU
Ficedula albicollis (Collared flycatcher) is the source of this 2502-nucleotide messenger RNA. RefSeq names its product neuropeptide Y receptor Y2 (gene NPY2R). The record is from RefSeq and is a predicted model, not a curated record. Gene Ontology annotation, molecular function: neuropeptide Y receptor activity. The transcript is spliced from 2 exons. Gene Ontology annotation, biological process: G protein-coupled receptor signaling pathway. Gene Ontology annotation, cellular component: membrane. The coding region runs from base 90 to 1247 and encodes 385 amino acids. Lineage: Eukaryota; Metazoa; Chordata; Aves; Passeriformes; Muscicapidae.